This is a messenger RNA of Rotaria sp. Silwood2, 264 nucleotides long. Lineage: Eukaryota; Metazoa; Rotifera; Eurotatoria; Philodinida; Philodinidae. The record is from the annotation of a GenBank genome assembly.
AUGUGUCAAAAUAGACUCUCUACUUCAACACAAAAACAACUAUUACGACAACAACGUCAACAAAUCCAACAACUGAAUCAACAACAACAACAUGCUGCAGCUAUACAAAAGAUACAAGAACAAUUAGCUGCAGCUCAACCACCACCGCCAGCACCAACUCGUCGACGUGCUCGUUUAUUCUAUCGGAGGACGAAGAUGAAGACUAAAAAUUUUGCUGGAGCUAAUUCAGAAGCUUUACAAGAACAAAUUAAUAGUUUUACUUGA